Messenger RNA from Trichoderma asperellum CBS 433.97, 1475 nucleotides. RefSeq lists its product as uncharacterized. Gene Ontology annotation, molecular function: protein binding. NCBI's taxonomy places the organism in Eukaryota, Fungi, Ascomycota, Sordariomycetes, Hypocreales, Hypocreaceae. The record is from RefSeq and is a predicted model, not a curated record.
CAGCCCUUGUCCUCGCAUCCACACCCCCCUCUCUUCCUGUUAUGCCACCUUUGCGGCGGCGCUUCCCGUAGUCAAGUGCUUGUUAUUAGAUUUGAUCUAGGAUAAUUUGCCAGGAGUAGCUUUCGGGCGCCCUGGGGUUGCAAGCUUUAUAUUUGUCUGCAUGCCUUGUCUUGCAUGAUAUUAUCGAGAUCAAUCUUGUCGACGAGUCUCUCCUAGUCCGCCAUGAUCGUCCUUCCUAGGCCUACUAUGCUUCCGAAUCUGGGAGCUCCUAGUGCUCACAGCACAAAUAUUGAGUCUUCUGGCUCACGAUUCGUCCACCACUAUCAUCCUUACCGCAACCAUCAACAUCACCACAGUCAACCUCACAACCGCCAUCAUCAAAGUCAGCCUCAAAUGAGCCGUCUGCACCAGCACCGACGUGAAUUCAGUCACCCACAUGCACACCGACAUGACAGUCCGCCUCAAAGGCAAGAGCAACAACCGCAGCAACAACCACAGCAACGGCAGUAUCAUUCCCCGCAACCUCAACAAGCCCUUCCCCAUCGGCAGCAUUUACGAAUCAUGCCGUCCCUGAUCGAGCGUCUACCACCAGAGGUCCAAAAGACUGUCUUUUCCUACCUGGACUACGAAGCCCUCAUCCAUCUGUCCACCAUGAAUCGAUAUUUUCAUCGGAUUAUAGACCCUCAGAGGAUGGCCGAUCCAGCAGACAAAGCACAGUUUAUCAUGAGAGCGGCGAAAGACUUCCCUCAGCAUCGCCCUAGUGAGAAGGGGCAUGACUACAAGCCUGGAAACUUUGAGUGCUACAUUUGCUUCCGUGUGCGAUCGCCAGAGCAUUUUGACAUGCUGCAACCCCAGUCCGUCUAUGUCGAUAUUCACAGCCACAUCGUCCGUGACCGAGAGCCGGACCCGCGGUCGGAUAGACUCAUCAUGCUUCGACGGUUCUGCAUCUCUUGCGGCGUGGACACAGGCAUCCAUGCUCCGUUCGACUGUCUCACUACACGGACGGGGCGCGAUCUUUGGGUCUGCAGAUGCAGGAAAGUGUGGUCCAAGCCGCUCUGCCUGCGGUGCCCUGACUGUCAGGGAGACUGUCCUCUCCGGCCAAGAAGGAAGUUGGGAGUUGAUCGUGCAUAAUUUGUGCGGUUGCUUAUCGGCAGUGGCUUAUGCGGUUGGAGGCGGUAACAUUCUGUUUGUGUUAUUGGAGGCGGAUGCAUCAAACCGGAUCGGAACUGAGAAGAGAGUGGAUAAAUUCUUGGCAUGAGAUAUAAUUACGGCCGUUUCGUAGAAUGGGGGGCUCUAAGGGUGGAAGGGUUACACAAGGAACUGGGAACAAAGGGGGGAGUUAUGCAUUGCUGGCGUUUAUGGGGGUUUUAUAGGAACACGAAUAGCACGAGAUUGGUAUCUAUUGUUAAUAGAAGGGUAGUAGCUGCUGCGAAAAAUUUCGUUCCAUUAUGUCUUAUCCAAGCUUUUACAUGCAG